Messenger RNA from Cotesia glomerata, 2272 nucleotides. RefSeq names its product THO complex subunit 1 (gene Hpr1). Gene Ontology annotation, molecular function: protein binding. The record is from RefSeq and is a predicted model, not a curated record. Gene Ontology annotation, biological process: regulation of DNA-templated transcription elongation; signal transduction; mRNA export from nucleus. The transcript is spliced from 8 exons. Lineage: Eukaryota; Metazoa; Arthropoda; Insecta; Hymenoptera; Braconidae. Bases 215 to 2167 code for a protein of 650 amino acids. Gene Ontology annotation, cellular component: THO complex part of transcription export complex.
GUAUAGUAAGUGCUAUACAUAUAUUAAUAUCCAUGAAUGUAUAUUGGUUUGACUCAACUCCAACAGUGGUGUGUGUACUGAGUAGUCCAGAGUUAGUUUGUUGAAAGAUAAUGAUAAAAAAACCAACAAUUUUUAUAUUGGAGUAAGCAUUAUAAUUUUAUUUGAUUUCAAUUUAUUAUCACGUAUAAAUCUAUAACAUUAAAAGCUACUAAUAAUGGCUAAAUUUGAAAAGUUGAGAGGAGAUUUCAGCGUUUUACUACAGCAGUGUUUGAGAAAUUCUGAUGUAACAACUUUUCAAAAAAAAUCUGUUGAGGCCUGUCCUAAUGAUACAGAUCGUAAAUCCGCUGUUGAUCAAGCUUUACGUGAUACUUUACUGAUUGUUCUAAAUGAUAGUACAUCAGAAAGUGUUAAUAUUUUUGAAACUUACAUUAAAGUAACAAUAAAUCUUUGUAGAAAAGAUUUAGCGACUACCAGUAUGCCGGUAAUGCUUCUCAGCGAUAUUUUCGAUGCAAUGACAUUAGAUAAAUGUGAACAACUGUUUACCUAUGUUGAGAAUAAUGUUGAAAUUUGGAAGGAAGAUUUGUUUUUCAGUGCUUGUAAAAACAAUUUAUUGCGAAUGUGUAAUGAUUUAUUACGGCGACUAUCUCGAUCACAACAAACAGUAUUUUGUGGCAGAAUUUUAUUAUUUCUUGCAAAAUUUUUCCCCUUUUCUGAAAGAUCUGGGCUUAAUAUUGUUAGUGAAUUUAAUUUAGACAAUCAUACUGAAUAUAAAACUGAAGAAAUUGAUGAUGAUUUAGAAUCAAUGGAAGAGGAAAAAUCGGAAAAUAAAAUACAAAUGGACUAUAAUUUGUAUCGGAAAUUUUGGGCUCUACAGGAUGUUUUUAGAAAUCCCAACCAGUGUUAUAAUAAAGUUCACUGGAAAGUUUUUUCUGCGAAUACCUCCAGCGUACUUUCUGCAUUUUCAUCUUUCAAAUUGGAGGAUCAGCGAACAUGUUCUCUAACUGGAAUCUAUAAAGAAUCUACCGGAGAGAAUACUUAUAAAGAAACUCAUUACUUUGCUAAAUAUCUUACAAAUCAAAAAUUACUUGAACUACAAUUAUCAGAUUCUAACUUUCGACGUUAUGUACUUUUACAAUUUCUCAUUUUAUUUCAAUAUCUUAACAGUACAGUUAAGUUUAAAACUGAAACGCAUGAGUUAAAAUCGGACCAAAUAGAGUGGGUAAAAACAACAACAGAACAAAUAUAUGUUUUAUUAGUCGAAACUCCACCAGAUGGUAAAGUUUUUACAGAGAUUGUAAAAAAUAUUUUAAAACGAGAAGAAUAUUGGAAUGCUUGGAAAAAUGAUGGUUGUCCAGCUUUUAAAAGACCGUUACAUAUUUCUAGUGAAAACGAUGAACCAAGAAAAUUAAAAAAACUCAAACGACAAAUGGGUGAUGUUAUUCGCGAUGCACAAUUCGUCGGAAAAUUUAAUAUGGGCAAUUCUGAGCUCACUAAACUAUGGAAUUUAUGUCCUAAUAAUUUAGAAGCUUGUAAAUCCAAAGAUAGAGAUUUUUUACCAUCAUUAGAAGUAUAUUUUGAAGAAGCCAUUAUGCAGUUAGAUCCUGCAGCUAUGGUUGAAGAUGAAUACAAGAAAGUGAAUGAUGGUAAUUUUGGUUGGAGGGCAUUGAGAUUAUUAGCUAGAAGAAGUCCUCAUUUUUUUGUUCAUGGAAACAAUCCUAUUAACAAAUUACCAGAAUAUUUGGAAACUAUGAUUAAAAAAAUUGCUAAAGACCGACCACUUCAAUCAGACGUUAAAAUGGAAGCUGAUGAAACUCCUCCUCCAGAAUCAAAUGAACAUGAGUUCAAUGAAGAUGUUUUGAAGCAAGAAUCAGAACCAGUAGAUUGCGAAAAUUCCAAUGCUAAAACUGGUAAAUUGAAUUUUGUUACUGUAGAAAUGAUUGAACAACUUUCAGAAGUAUUAAAAAACAAUUGGGAAAAAUUAGCUUCAAAACUAGGAUAUGCUGCAGAUGAGAUUGAUUUCUUUCGUGGAAAACCUACCCAAUAUGAGCAAUGUAAAACUAUGUUGGAUAUUUGGGUAGAUGCUGAUGAAGACGCUUCUGUAGAGAAUUUAGCGUACAUUUUGGAAGGGCUGGAUUUUCACGAAGCACUUGGUUUAUUGAAGCCAUAAAAUAAUCUUUCUGACUAUUUAUUAUUCUGAAUUUUAUAUAUUUUCCAUUUUAUAAACAAUAUGACGUUAAAUACAUAAAUUAAUGUCCAUUCAUAUUAAUUUGCA